AUGGCCACGGCGGGAGGUGGUGCCAAUGGGAGCAGCAGCGCUGCUGCGGGUGCGGUCGGGGCAGACGAGGGGGUCGGGGAGAUUCUCCCGUUCUGGUUUGGAGAGUUCAUGCGGCCUGGAUAUGAUGGCCCGGCUCCUGCACCGUCAGACGAGGUAGCCAAGGCGCGUGUGUGGUUCAGCAAGAAUGAUGACGUGGACACUCUCAUUCGCACGCGAUUCGCUCCGCUCAUCCCGCUCGCCGCGUCAGGCCAGCUGGCGGCCUGGGAGGACACGCCACAUGGCGCUCUCGCAUUGCUUGUGCUGCUUGAUCAGUUCACGAGGAACAGCUUCAGGGGCUCGCCAGACGCUUUUGCACAGGUCAGCACCGUCCUUUCUUCUUUUUUUUUAGCAUCUUUGUAG
Closterium sp. Naga37s-1 is the source of this 399-nucleotide messenger RNA. Lineage: Eukaryota; Viridiplantae; Streptophyta; Zygnematophyceae; Desmidiales; Closteriaceae. The record is from the annotation of a GenBank genome assembly.